Melampsora larici-populina 98AG31 is the source of this 1947-nucleotide messenger RNA. RefSeq lists its product as uncharacterized. The coding region runs from base 1 to 1947 and encodes 648 amino acids. The transcript is spliced from 7 exons. The record is from RefSeq and is a predicted model, not a curated record. Lineage: Eukaryota; Fungi; Basidiomycota; Pucciniomycetes; Pucciniales; Melampsoraceae.
AUGAACAUCUGGGUAUUACUUCCUUUUGCCUGGACUGUGGUUUAUACCAUCGAGACCUCCGUACAAAAAGAAGAACAUAUACCCGGUCAACUGGUAAACUCUCACCAUGUUGAGGUAUAUCCAAGCCGCCAUCAUGAUGAACUUUACGAAGUGACAUCUCAUGGAAUAUACCACAAUCCAUCAAGCAGAGGAGGAAGUUCAGUAACCCUCGCCUACGGAUUUUGGAUGGCUGAUAGACUACCAAAGGAGAAAAGGAUUCAGAACCCAUGGGUAGAUUUAAUCAAGGGUAAAAAAUCCAUUGCGCCAUCGCCUGGAUCUUUAAACACAUACCGUAAGAUUUCUCAACAGAUAAGCGAGCAGGGAGAAGAUUCGAAGGUUUACCCUCUAGCUCUCUUGGUUUUACAGCUUGAGAGUCAUUUCAUAGAAAGGAAGACUGGACAGGAUUUUACUGUUUGUGACAAGCCUUCAUUCAAGAAGUAUUUGAAGAAAUGUAUUGCAACAGCACAAGAAGUCUUGCAAGAUGUUUCUCUUGAACCCAGAGAGAGGCUUUGGACUCUUGGAAUCCUUUCGUGGUUCAAGCCUCAUAUGAAAAAGACCUUUCGUUCAGAACUACGUGCAUUUCAUGCAGGAGAGAAGGUCACUCAAGGCGAAGCAGAGCUUUUUCUGCUAUGUGGUCAUUUGAAGGCUCUGGAAACCGAGGUGAAAAGGAUGUGGGUUCCAGGAAUUGCCUCCAAAGAUCGUGAGAUACGUGAUAUGAUCCCAUUGAACUUUGUGGACUCGCAGAAUUUGAUCGAAGACAUCAAGAUACUCUUUGAGCCAAUUGAUACUACGGUAGAACAAAAACCGGUGGCAGCGUAUUAUAAACACUCUGUUGUGGAACGGGAGCUGGCAUACCACAUGUUGACCCACCUGCGUAUCUCACAAUAUCAUGAGAUAAGCAUAUGGAAACAUCUUUCAAGGAGAUUUUGGUCACGUGCUAACGUACAAUGUCAAUUAAAAUGCUUCGAUUCCCGGCAAAAGAAUCGACCUUUGAUCGAGGAAAACGUGGAACGCAUCAAACAUAUAAGCUCGCUGGGUCUCAAUGAUGUGAAAGUUAAACAGGCGAUGGCAGAAUAUUUUGAAGCUUCACAUGAGCUUGGUGCAAAGAGUUUGAAGAUGUUAUUAGCUUACUCGCAUUUGGAUCCAGAUGUAAAAGGGAUGGUCGAGCGUUGGAUACAGAGCCUUCGCACAUGUCCUUUGUAUCUGGCUCAGAUAUUAAAGGACAUCUAUCCUGACCUGGCACCAAAAUUGUACGAUGAUUAUUAUCCACACGAGAUAUUCACAUUCAAUACGCGCCUCCUUCCAUCUGCCAGAAGAGUGAUCCUUGAGAAGAUGCUGGUUGAAGGAGCAAUUGUACCUCAAAAAACAUUUGACAAGUACAAGAAGGUAGAAUGGGUAUACCCACCUACUGUGCAUAGCAAUUUGAACAAGCUGUUAGACGAGCUGAUGGAAAUUUUCCAAAGUGAAAGCAUGGAACAAAACAUUCAUAACAAGGAAUUGUUAUUUGAAUACAUUGCACAAAUUGUGGCUCAUGGGCGUGGGGCUGAGCAACACCUGCUAGAGAUCUUUCGAUUGAAGGACUUCAAGAACCCAGCAUUCGAAAUCCAAUUUGUUAAUGAUGCAGUAAAAAAUCCAUCCCCUAUCAGCGGUAUUGCACCCGAUGAAUACCUGGGAGUUGCUGUAAAGGUUAAAAAUCAGUUAUUCUAUUUUAGAUUGGACUAUGCGGAUUUAGUUCAAAGGCAAAAGUCCAAAAACCGAAAUCGGGGGUUCAAUUUCUCUGCUACAAAAAGUUCAUGUCCCUCGGCAAAGGUCGAUAGAGGAUUGAGCCAAAUGAUGCUCCAUAUGGGUAUCAAGCAAACAUGUUCAUGGCAUCAACAAUGCUUCUAUCUAGACAAGCCUUACAGUUAG